Cladocopium goreaui is the source of this 5616-nucleotide messenger RNA. The record is from the annotation of a GenBank genome assembly. NCBI's taxonomy places the organism in Eukaryota, Dinophyceae, Suessiales, Symbiodiniaceae.
AUGCCCAUUCUCACAGCAGUUGGAACAGGAGCUCUUGCAGUUUGGAGAGGUAGAAAACGCGGCGUUGCAGUUUUCGCUACCCCAUCUUCUUUCACUGACCAGCACGAGGGAAAGGUGAAAAGCUACAACAAAGAGAAAGGUUUUGGUUUCAUCGAAUGUGCCACCACAUUCUCAACCUUCCAGCGCGAUGUGUUCCUUCACAAGCAGCAAGCAGAGGGGUUAGAGGUUGGAGAUGCCGUCAGCUUUGAAGUAGCAAUGAAUGCGCAAGGCAAUCCUCAAGCGAGGAAUGUCGUGAAGAUUCUGAAAUCUCAGUUGGGAAUCCACGAGGACGCGAUCGAUGAUGCCUGGGCUGCUGUAGAUGCUGAGGGCGAUAUUCAGGCAGCGGAGAAAGCUCCAGAUGCAUCCGAAACGGAUCCUUUCGCAGAUGCAUGGGCUAUGGCGGCUAUGGCAGAGGCGAAGGAGGUCCCAAAAGAGGCGGGUAAGGUCGUCGCCAGCGAGGACGAGUCAGAAGCCAGUACAUUCUGUAGCAAAGCGCAUGAGCUGGCUGAGGAACAACCAGGCAAUGAAAAAUAUUGGGACAAGAUGGGACAAGAUGGAACAAGAUGGGACAAGAUGGGACAAGAUGGGACAAGAUGGGACAAGAUGGGACAAGAUGGGACAAGUGUCAAGUAUGGAGAAGUCUCAAAGAAGUACUGCUCCCCAAUCACCAUGUGCAGCCGCCAGGAUGUGCAUCCAAGUCCCUCGACCUCCCCUGCCUUGAGUUUGCCGCAGAAAGCAACUCUGCGGAAGGAUCUCAAGCGACAAGGGCCAACAUCUGGUAUCGACACUGACCGCCAGGCUAAAAUCCGUGCACUGGCUUUGGAGAUUCGAUCAAAGUCUCGGCAACAUGAAGCGAAGCAACAGGAGAAGCAGGAACUCGUUUUGGAGUUCGAGGAGGCUGAAAGUGCACCAACACCAUCUACUUUUACGUUUGUCGAUGGAAACCGGCUUGAAGCUAAGCUUCCCGCACUAGAGCAGAAGGUGUUGAACUGCCAAGAUGAAGUCGAGAGAGUUGAAAUUCUUGCAGCGCCAUUGAUGGAGGCGAUGAGCGGUCUCCAGGACCUGCAGCUCAGCGCUGUCCGCGACACUGAAAGGGCUGUGAAAGCCACGCGGUUGAAUCUGGAACAAGCAACAAAAGAGCUUGACAAGAUUCGCACCGACGCGGAAGCACUUCCGAGCUCCAAGGAUUACUUGGUGCCAAAAAUACUUGAACUGGCGGAAAAGCUACAGGCUGCUUCGCUCAAACUGGACGAGCACAAGCAUGUGCGACGUGACUACGAGCUUGCGAAACAGGCUGACAAGGUCUGGAGCGAUUUGGCUAGCCGACUUGCCAUAGUCGAAAUGGACUGUGAGAAGGCAGCGACAAUGGCAGAUCCUGAUGCAAAGGCUCCAACGGCACCACAUAUGCAUGAAAACAAAGAAGCCAUCCGCAUCGCUCAAGCGAAGCUAGCUCCUACAGCCCGUCUCAUCGCCGGAAAGGUAGGUCUGCUGAAGGGUCAUGCCAAAACAAAGAUGCUAGAGCUCCUAAGCAGGGCAGAAGCUGCAAAGGCAUCUUUGGAGAAGGCACAAAAGAAAAUGGAAGAAGCUCAAAGUCAUGUGGCUGCUAUCCCCUUGCUGAAACAGGCAUCUGAAAGACUUGCAGUCGUCGAGCAAGUCAUUGAGAAAAUGAGGGACACUGAAGCACCCUUCCUGAUGGGCAUCGAAAAUUUGCCACCAGAGGAUGUUGUGACUGCGCUCGAGCAGAUGGAUAAGGCUGCAGCAUCAGCAUUGACGAGCCUGGCGGAUGCACACAAAUAUGUUGGCCUCAAGUUGGUAGAGGCCGGCCGCUUGGCAGAGGCAACAGCUGAGUCCACCUGCCGGGACCUGGAAAAGGUAAAGCGGCAAUUGGAUGCAAACAUCGCCAAGGUCCGAAAAUUUCAGGCAAACGCCUCUGAGAGAAGACGCAGUGUCGUCAUUGCGGGCAUGAAGGAGCAAGUAGGCCUUGCUGAAGCAGGAGUUCAGAAAUUGCAGGCUUUGGCAGGCAACCUAAAAGACUCCAGCCUGGAAAAGAUGUCAGAGUGCCUGGAACAGACACACCGGGCAGAACUCCAGGCACAAACCGCUUUGACGGCAGCCCGACGAGAAGUGCAAGACAGGCAGCAGGAAUUGCGCAAUAGCGCCGACAACAUUGCUAGCCUCAAGAACAACAGCGAGGUCCUUCGUUGCAAGGUCCGCGUGGGGAACUUGGAAUCAGAGCUGAAUAAGUUUCGAAAGCUCUCCCAAGAGGCCAGCGAAAAGCUCAAGGUGCACUCAUCCCUCCAGCAGCUCAGCGAGGAUGUGGCUAAGGCUGAAGCUAAAGUUGAGAGUUUGCUUCCUGGUGGGGAGCAUGUGGAGCAGCCACAGGAUGACAAAGCCAUACUAGACUUGGAGAGCGCACUGAAUGCAGCAACCAUGCAGGUGGAACAAAAGAUUCCAGCAGCAUCAGGAUUGGAGCUGAAAGAACUUCGCACGCUCCUGGAACGAGUGCAGACGGCUCAAGAAGGAUUCAGUGAAGUCAAGGAAGCUGCUCGCGAACGAUCUCGAGCUCAGUCUCUGAGCAAGCUCGCAGAGGCUGCUGAAGCUGUGCGUGAGCUCGAGAAGCGCCUCGAUGCCCUGUCUGAUGCGGUCGCAAAGCCCGAUGAGCUGCCAAUCAAACGCUUGCAAGAAGCUUUGCUAGAAGCACAAGAAGCUCAAAGACUUAGCCAGGAGGUCGUAGACGUACAAACUGGGCAGAUAUCUCUGGAAGCAAAAGUGGAGCUUGCAAAGUUUCAAGCGCGCUGCAAAGCAGCACAACGAAAGGCAAAGACGUCCUGUGAUGCCUUGGGAUUCUGCUAUCAGCGCAUGACCUCCGAGUCCAAGUCUGCAGUCAGGGACGCCUUACGGAGUGCCGCGAAGCGAGGCGAAGGCCCAUUCCAAGCAGAGGAGCUGUUCACAGAGCUGACAAAAGGCAACACAGAAUUGACGAAGCAGGACAUCUUUGAUUUCUUUGACCGAUAUGGCAUGGAAGGUGGACUUUCAGAGGAUAAAGUGAAUGCAGCGGUAGAGCAGCUCGUACCUCACGGCCUUACGAAGAAAACCUUUGUGGCGCUGCUUUGUGACUACCAGAGGGUCGUCCGGGAGAUCAGUCUUACAGACAGCUUCGCCAUUCAAGCUGCGCAGCAGGUGCGCCAGUUGGAGAUCGGAGAGCUCGUCAACAUCCAAUCUCCAAUUCAGAGGGAUGAGCUUGGAUUGGAGCGUGCCAUGUGCCAAGCUGUCAAAGAUGGAGCCUCCGGGUGGGUCACUGUUCGAACCAAGGCCGGCAUUUCCUACAUGAAUGCAGCUGAGAAGCCUUAUCUUUGGUGUGCACAAGAUGUGCUGCUGAAGAAAAGCGCCAGUGCAGAGGAAGGUUUGCGGGAACUUCAAAGUGGCGAAUGUUUGGAGCUUCUGGAGGGGCCAAAAGAGGAGUUGGGCUCAGAGAUGCGCCUCCGAGGGGUCUCAUGCAGCGAGGAAGUCAGUGGGUGGCUGCAAGUCCGCAAUCAAAAUGGUGAAGUGGUGGCACAAGAGCAUCAGAACGUCUACAAAUGCAUCGGGCCCAUUGCCAUGACGGAUGUUGCUGACUUGGAAACUUGUUCGAUGCUGCGCAAGAUCGAAGUUGGAGAAGCCUUGGAACUCCUGCCAUCCGAAGGCACUGAGCGGCGCAUGUUCCGAGCAUGCAAAGAUGGCGCUGAGGGAUGGGUCACAAUCGCCGGAAAUCAGGGCAAAGCUUACCUCAAGCCCGUGACGAAGCAUUACAUUUGCCGUGAAGCCAGUCCAGUCCAUUCUGGCCUCGGUCCUGAAUGUGGCGUUCUACACGUUCUGAUGCCUGGGGAGGCCUUCAUGGCGUUUGAGGAUCCGAAGGAGGUAAGCGGGGGCGAGCAGCUCACCAUCUACAGAGUUCGGGCUGUGAAGGACGGUGCCGAAGGCUACGUGGUGAACUCUACCGGCGAGGUGAGGCCAUGGAGUCCCUGCUACAAAGUCCUAAGCUCUGUGCCUUUGACGCAAGCGCUUGCGGCCAAUAGCACGGUGGAUUCCAUCCACAUUAUCCGAGUGCUUUCUCCUGACGAGUUGGUUGAUGCCACUGAGCCGGCCAUGGAAGACUCGUCAACCGGGCAGCUGAGGAUUCGAUGCAUUGCCAGAAAGGACUUGGCCAUUGGUUGGGUGACUGUUCGUGACACGGUUUCUGUGCACUUGCUUCCUGCUGAGAGCGAAGGAGAAGCAGGCAAAGUUCCAGCAGAGCCACCUCGAAGCGCCAUGCGACGCUUGAAUGUUGCACUUUUGCGCGGUGCAGAAGAGGCAGUCAAGAAGAAAAUGGAGUUGGAAGAGCAGCUAGCAGACUCUGCUAUUCUCCAAGACCAGAAAGCUUACGCCAAGAAGUCCACCACUUUGGCUCGCUUCACCACAAUCUCUGACACACUGGCCGAGCUUCGCAGAGUUGCAGAAGAAGCUUCAGAUGCGAAACAAAUGGCUGCACAGUACACUCCGGGUGACGAGAUGCACGAGCUCGCAUUGGAGGAAGCCAGAGAGCUGCGGACCAAGCAGGAGAUGAUCACCCCAGAUGACCGGGAUGAUGCCACAUCUGUUUUGGUUGAGGUUCGACCAGGUGUUGGUGGAGAUGAAGCCUGCCUGUGGGCAGAGGACUUGGUCAGCAUGUAUCAGAAGUAUUGCACUGCCGAAGAGCUUCGCUUCAAGGUCAUCUCAGCAACAAAGAAAGAGGGUGGCGGUUACCAGGAGGCCACGCUUAGUGUCCAAGGGGCUGGCGCGUGGACAAAGUUCAAGUUUGAGAGCGGUGUUCACCGCGUUCAGCGAGUCCCAACGACGGAGAAAGCUGGCCGGAUCCACACCUCCACUGCCACUGUAGCGAUCAUGCCGGAGAUUGAUGAUACAUCAUCCAUUGAUGAGGAGAAGAUCUUGAAGGAAAUCAAGUUCCAGUACUGCCGCUCUGGUGGAAAGGGUGGUCAGAAUGUCAACAAGGUCGAGACCGCCGUUCACGCGACUCAUGAACCGACUGGCAUCCACUUCUUCGUCACACAAGAGAGGUCUCAGCUGCUAAAUCGAGAGAUUGCAACGAAGCUAGUCAUCUCCAAGCUGAAAAAUAUGGAGGCUGAGGCAGCAGCGGCAGAGGAGGCAGAGAUGAGAUCUUCCCAGAUCGGCAGCGGCAGUCGCAGCGAGAAAUCUCGGAGCUACAACUUCAAGGAGAAUCGCGUUACUGAUCAUCGUUUGAACCAAAACUUUCCUUUAGCAGUGGUAUUGGAAGGAAACUUGCAAGAGCCUGUCCGGCUUAUGGCUCUCCAAGAAGAGAGGGAAAAACUUGAAGCGUUGGAGCGGAGCUUUCAGAAGAUGCCAGCGUGACAGGGCCAUUCUGUGCGCGCAGCAGGUAUUUCCUGCCCAUGCCAGCAUGGAGGCAUUGAGAAUCUAUCAGGCUUUGAUCUCCGAUGAUGUUGCUUUGCUGGACUGUCUUGGACUCAAUUUUAUCCCAAUUUUCAGCAACAGGCCUUAAAAUUCAGGGGCCUGUCGCUCUGACAGACCGCGGCUCUGACCAGC